AUGAUUGUAAAGUUGAGCCAGAGGAUUGAACUAGUAACAACUUCAGAGGAUUACUGGAAUCUCACGACAUCCAUUUUACUCUGCGCCGGUUUUGGAACACGGGCAAGAUCGGUCACGCUAAGAAGGGAGAUCGGCGACUGCCCUCACAAAGAUGUCAAGCGGACUGGUCCCUGGUCUUCACAUGAAAAGCAGACCACAUUCGACAGCGAUGAUGAUGAGCAGGAUUUGGCACCUCUCAGAGAGGCAGAACCCGCUUUGUUGGACAAGUACUACCUCGUCCAAGGAUCUGCAUCCAUCAUCACCCUUAAUGGAUGGCAAGAAGAAACGCUGGGAAAGACAGAACAAGCUAAGUCAGCAUCGGAAUAA
Messenger RNA from Cylicocyclus nassatus, 366 nucleotides. NCBI's taxonomy places the organism in Eukaryota, Metazoa, Nematoda, Chromadorea, Rhabditida, Strongylidae. The record is from the annotation of a GenBank genome assembly.